Messenger RNA from Dicrocoelium dendriticum, 261 nucleotides. NCBI's taxonomy places the organism in Eukaryota, Metazoa, Platyhelminthes, Trematoda, Plagiorchiida, Dicrocoeliidae. The record is from the annotation of a GenBank genome assembly.
AUGCUCCGCCUGUUGGGGGGGGUGGGGGGGGGGGGGGGGGGGGGGGGGGGGGGGGUUUUUUUUUUUUUUGUGUGUGUGGUGGGUGUGUUUUUUCUGUGUUGGGUUUGGGGGGGGGGGGGGGGGGGGGGGGGGGGGGGGGGGGGGGGGGGGGGGGGGGGGGGGGUUUUUUUUUGGGUUUGUGGAUUACCCCACAUUCUCACCUCAGAUAGGGAGUUGGAGAAGUCGAAAUUUACGCUAGGUACCAACCAUGGAACUGACUGA